Molecule: messenger RNA, 1026 nt
Organism: Salmo salar (Atlantic salmon)
Lineage: Eukaryota; Metazoa; Chordata; Actinopteri; Salmoniformes; Salmonidae
Gene: cntd1
Product: cyclin N-terminal domain containing 1
Biological process (GO): reciprocal meiotic recombination
Cellular component (GO): site of double-strand break
Source: RefSeq, a predicted model, not a curated record
GAAAAAAUUAACUCCGCGGACAACGAAAUCAGAUUUUUUUUUUGAUCUUGCCAUUUUAUUUCUGGCUAGCUAGUAACGUUAGCUAUGGCGAAGAGAUUCCCAUUCUCUCCAAGCCAAAGCAAAAACCUAAAGUUUGGUGAAGCUUCUUUUGAGAUUUUAUCAGACUUUCUCAUAAAUCUCAAUAUCAGAAACAAAGAUAAACUGAGCAAUUUAUCACGUUACAGUGGGGAUUUUAAAGACAAAAGAUUGAUAGAAUGCGUUUUCCUUGUCACAGAAGAGUUAAGACUUGACCCCUUGGUUGGAUAUCAUGCUGUUGAAUUACUUGAAAGGUUUAUGAUAAAGCACCUGGAGGAUCUGUUUUCAACACCACACACACCUGCAGGGGCAGCAGGUGUCCAUAAAGGAAAUUACGAGGACCUUGUUUAUGAGAAACUGAGUGAGAAGUUCCAUCUCAUUCUCCUCUCUUGUGUGCAAAUAGCAAGCAAACUGUCUUUGCACAGUGCUGUGGUUGACAACAACACAGCAGCGCAGUUUCUUCACUCGAUGGGCCACAGCGUUUCCAAACAAACUAUCAUGGACAUGGAGCUGAUGAUCUUGAAAGCACUUGACUUCAGGCUAAACACCCCCAACCCUCUGACUUAUGUUGAGAUACUCCUGGAGGUGCUUGGGCACAAUGACUCUUCUAUCCCUGUGGAGCACCUGCAUCACCUCAGCAGACAUGUGCUCCAGUUCACCUACCUCCAGAGGACAGCCAUCUAUGACUCCCUGCUCAAGGCCACCACUCAGUGCCUGAGCCCAUCUGACGAACAGAGAAAGACUUUUGUGUCGGUGACUGAAGACUGCAUGCUUCUUGGUGUUGGUGUCAUUGCUGUGGGUGCAUACAUCCUCAAUGUCACUAACUGGGAACAGGUAGUGGAGGAGCUGAGUCACAUCACAGGGAUCUCAGUGAAGAGCAUCAGUGAUUUCACACAUGUUACACUGAUGCACAUUACCAAGAACAACUCUCCCAUGGUCACAGCAACUUGA